GCAACACAUUAUUAUAUUAGAUUCUGUCAAUUCAAAUAGAUUUUUAUGCAAAGUUAGAAUGCUUUUGUUGUGAUUCGGCUUUAGGGUUACACAAACCUUGUUCUGCUCUUUUUGGGAAAGUUUUUGGAAUCUUCUGGCAGAACUCUUGGGCUAUGGACACACCAGAGCUGUGAAUUUUUGGGUCACUUUAGUUUUUUAUAAUUUCCAUCAAUUUUCAUGCCAUAUCCUGGACUAGUAGAAAGGUAAGAACGUUUGCUGUGUUGCUUCCAGUGCUCUAUUUGCUGGUGCUGAGCAUUUUGGGUCACACAGAGCAGCCCAUGGAAUGAUGGCAGCUGUUUGCUUUGCAAGCAGGCCAUCCUCUCUUUAGUGAGAAGAUACACUAAAGAAGUUACUCCUGUCUCUCGUACCAGAUGAACCCUCUUUCAAUUUCUCCCAGCUGUAAUCUGAAGGAAGUGCAUUUAUUGGGUUAGGACUCCCAAGGGGCACAAGGGAAGAUGCUAGGGUCCUUUCAACAUAUAAGGAUGUUGGUUGACUGACACAACCAGUUAAACUAGUAAGAUCCCAUAAAAUGGUUACAGCUCGAGAAGUCUAAUGAUCAGAAAGGGCUCCGCGCUGCUUGGUGGAAGAGCUUCCCAACGAUGGGCUCAACUCUCAACAGCGUCGUGUCUUCUCUGCAGAGAAGUGGAACAUGGAUCAAUUCUUUAAUUGCUGCUUUGACUCUUGGCGGGCAGCAACUGUUCUCCUCUUCCACAUUCAGAUGUCCGUGUCAGGUUGGGAAAAAUUUCUACUAUGGUUCUGCUUUCCUAGUCAUUCCUGCCUUGAUCCUUCUGGUUGCUGGCUAUGCUCUGAGAAGCCAGAUGUGGACAAUUUCCAGUGACUACUGCUGCCACUGUGCCCCUCCACACCGGAGAAUCGGCCUCCCGGAGCGCAAGCUGGCUUGCCUCAGGUUCUUCAGCAUCACCGGCAGGGCACUCGUUGCUCCAUUGACGUGGCUGGUGGCCACCCUGAUGACAGGCACCUACUACGAAUGUGCAGCAAGUGAAUUUGUAACUGUGGACCAUUACCCAGUGUUUGACAACAUCAGUGCCAGCAAACGGGAGGAGAUCUUAGCUGGGUUUCCAUGCUGCAAAUCAGCUCCUUCUGACAUGAUCCUGGUAAGAGAUGAAGUAGCUCUUCUGCACAGAUACCAGUCACAAAUGCUGGGCUGGAUUUUGAUCACCUUGGCAACCAUCAUUACCCUUGUUUCCUGCUGCUUGGUGAGGUGCUGCUCUCCCCUCACCUCCCUGCAGCACUGCUACUGGACCAACCACCUCCGCAACGAGAAGGAGCUCUUUGAGCAAGCUGCAGAGCAGCACUCACGCCUCCUCAUCAUGCAGCGCAUAAGGAAACUAUUUGGCUUCGUUCCUGGAAAUGAAGAUGUCAAACACAUCCGCAUUCCUUCGUGUCAGGACUGGAAGGACAUUUCAGUACCCAGUCUUCUCUGUAUGGGUGAUGACUUGCAAGGUCACUAUAGCUUCCUUGGAGGCCAGGUGGAUGAGGCUGAGGAAAGCACACCAGGAGGCAUUGAAUUAAAACCUUGAUUAUAGCACCUCUCCCAAUUCAGGUUGCUUAACACAUACUUUAUUCUUAAGAUGAUGGAGUUUCAAUGAUGGUCUUAUGUGUUCAACUGGAGGGUGAACGACAUUAACACUUUAUUUUUUAC
This is a messenger RNA of Myotis brandtii (Brandt's bat), 1702 nucleotides long. It is a transcript of the gene CALHM4, whose product is annotated as family with sequence similarity 26, member D. The transcript has 2 exons. Bases 639 to 1580 code for a protein of 313 amino acids. The record is from RefSeq and is a predicted model, not a curated record. Lineage: Eukaryota; Metazoa; Chordata; Mammalia; Chiroptera; Vespertilionidae. Gene Ontology annotation, molecular function: monoatomic cation channel activity.